AUGAACCGUAUCUUGGCAGCGCGAAGCUCUUUUGCAUUCUUGCGCACUUCGUCAAAUAUUGCAAAGCCACCAGCAGGAUCCCAAUCCACUGCUGUUUUUGAUACUAAAACUCACACUGGCCAGGCUUGGGAUAGCAAAGAUUACAGACUUCAACGUUUCGACACUGCCCAAAAACAAGUUAAUCCAAAUGUUGCGAUGAAUUUGGUAGCGGAACGUCCAGCACAAGAUUGUGGACACGAACGUGUUGUCUAUUGUGACGGAGGUCAUCCUGCCUUAGGUCAUCCUCGCGUUUUCAUUAAUCUUGAUAAGCCUGGAGUUCACGCAUGUGGGUAUUGUGGAAAUCGUUUCUAUAACUCGCAUGUCACAAAGGGAGAAGACCUAGAAACGCAUCAUCUUAACUGCUAG
Molecule: messenger RNA, 405 nt
Organism: Auanema sp. JU1783
Lineage: Eukaryota; Metazoa; Nematoda; Chromadorea; Rhabditida; Rhabditidae
Source: the annotation of a GenBank genome assembly